This is a messenger RNA of Liolophura sinensis, 2438 nucleotides long. RefSeq lists its product as uncharacterized. Gene Ontology annotation, molecular function: guanyl-nucleotide exchange factor activity; protein binding. Bases 1 to 2340 code for a protein of 779 amino acids. The record is from RefSeq and is a predicted model, not a curated record. Lineage: Eukaryota; Metazoa; Mollusca; Polyplacophora; Chitonida; Chitonidae. Gene Ontology annotation, cellular component: nucleus; plasma membrane. The transcript is spliced from 18 exons.
AUGGUGAAGACAGACUUUGAGGUUUUUGAGUAUGGCCAUGACCUGUCUUCAGACUCGGACACGGAUGAAGUUGGUAGCCAUAGCAAUCAGCUUCCACUUGAGAAGCCACCAUUACCCAUGCAUGCAGUCUUCAAAGGUCAAAUCAAGCUUGCUGUGUACAUGAACUUUGGCCUGCUUACAGUGCAUGUUAUCCAGUCCAGGCAUUUGAGUUCCAAGUGGAAGUCCCUCUGUGAUUCGUAUGUCAAGAUGUCACUGUUACCUGAUGAGAGUAAGCGUACAAGAUGUAAGACACAAGUUGUCUACGACUCCAACAACCCACUUUAUGACGAGAAAUUCUCAUUUGAACUUUUGGAAGAGGACCACAACAAGCGUUUGUUGAUCUCUGUGUGGCACCGUGACCAGACAAGCAGCCUGAGCGAAUUCCUGGGAUGUAUGUCAUUUGGUGUGAGACACCUGCUUAAUCCCAAAAAGGAGACAACAGGAUGGUAUUAUCUGUUGACUGAAGAAAUUGGCCGUAAGAAGCAUCUCCAGGUGUCGAAGAAAAAGCAACAGCAGCAACUCAAAGUCAGACCUCACAACAACAUCCCUGCCAUUAACAAAGAUAUCUGGUGGAUGGACCCAAUGACGAUCACAGUUCUCCGAGGGAAGAAUGGGUUUGGAUUCUCUGUGAUUGAGUCUUGUCCAGUCAGGAUCGGUAGAGUUGACAAAGCCUCUCCUGCUGAAGAAGCUGGCCUGAAGAAAGGGGACUGUAUUGUGAGAGUGAACGGACGCAACGUUUCAAGGUCCACUGCUGACAGUGUUGUAAAAUUGGUCAAGCACAGCAGUGGCAAGCUGGUUUUGGAUGUCCAGCGAUCACAAGAAGUCUGCAUCGAGAAGAUGGACAAGUCGCCAUGGAGACCAUCGUCAUCUAUGCAGAACCUCAAUGAUGAGAACAAGCAGCCUGUGCCAGUGUACAAUGAUGACUUGUCUGAGUUUGACGGCUCGGACAACGAGAGCAGGGAAAGACAACUCUCGGUCGACGAGGACAUAAUCUUGGCUGAGGCAGAUUUCCCUACCAGUACUCCAUUGCCAUUAUUCUGUAAUGCUGCAAAGACGGUUCCCUCGGCUGAUCGUCGUAAGCAGGAAGCUAUUCACCGGCUGAUGAGCAUUGAGCUGGACUUCAUUGACUUCAUGCACAGCGGAAUCGAGAGAUACUCCCGACCCCUCAGGCACUGUAUCCUGAAUGCCAAGCAACACUUGGAACUCUUCCAGAACGUCGAAAAGUUGGUGACGAUCUCCGAAUACCACAUCAAGCAGAUGCAGGACAAUGCCCCGUCUUGCUCUGACACAGACACUACCAGUUCUCAGUCUUCUAUGGACGGCACCAACCACUUUGUCAACUCCAUCGGCAUGAUCUACCAGUCUAAGAUACAACUGCUGUGCCAAGCCUAUGAUAUUUAUGCCCGGGGUCUCAGCAAUGCCAACAAAGUGCUCUCAGAUCUCAAACGAUGCCAGGAAUUCCAAAAAUUUAUCCAGGAUGCUGACGAUGGUCGACAGCCCAGUAUCAUGGCGUUCAUCUACCGUGCUGCUCAGCAUAUCCGUGAGCUGUACCAGGUACUGAGGGAUGUGUUUGAGAACACGCGGCCAGACAGCAGGGAUUUCUACAAGCUCAAGAGAGUCGUCGAAGGUCUCCGGGAGUGUGUCACGAACAUCACCAACUACAGCUGUACCAGAACCUGCAGCUGGGGGUCUAUCAGUUCUGGCAUCAGCUCAGACUCCGCCCGAUCUUUGGGGUCCUCAGGGUCCUCCAGCACGGGGUCUGAAUCCUACAUGGGCAAACCCAAAGCCCCAAGUCCCUCAUUGGCCAGCUACAGGUCAUGUGACAGUGAGGUCAUGAAGCUCCAGGAUAGGCUGAUUUUCCCAUCAAAUGUUGAGAUGUUCCAACUGUGUGGAGAGGACAGACAUUUGAUAUACAGUAGUGAGCUGUAUGAAUGGGAUGGCCGUGCCUGGGCUAAGAUUCACGCCUUCCUGUUCACUGACAUUCUCCUACUGACUGAGCGAGACAGACGGGGCUACUACAUUGUCCUUCAGAAUCCUAUCUUCCUCAGGGAUGUUCGAGGAAUUCACUCACAGCGAGAGCACAAAACUGAAUUUGUUAUGCAUGUAAACAGCCCAAGGGAUCCCUUCAGCAACUGCCGCGUUUCAUUCGCUGAGAAGCACCUUUUCCGAUCACCGUCCUCGGAACAGAAAUUCACCUGGAAAAGCCUGAUUGAGCAGAGAAUCUUCGCAGUACGCGGGAGCGUAGAGCAUUUCAGCAGUACCAGCAGCAUCAACAACUGUGGCUCCACCGUUAUCGUCUGAAAAAACUGAAUCAUCAAUUUAUUUAUGUGCUCAGACAUAUGAUGGUGCUGCGUUUGCUUCUUGGAUCAUGAAGGAAUUCUCUACUAGUGUAUCCUGGG